This is a messenger RNA of Bactrocera neohumeralis, 951 nucleotides long. RefSeq lists its product as uncharacterized. NCBI's taxonomy places the organism in Eukaryota, Metazoa, Arthropoda, Insecta, Diptera, Tephritidae. Bases 232 to 900 code for a protein of 222 amino acids. The transcript has 2 exons. The record is from RefSeq and is a predicted model, not a curated record.
UCAAAAGUAACGGUAGCGUUAGAGACUCAAAAAUUGAGGUUAGAUACGCGACAGAGCACAUCUGUUAAAAUUUGCGUGCAUUUAGCACAUUUUUAUAUAAAAUUAUAUAUUUUUCUUUGCCAGCAUUAAAGCACUUGACUCUGAAUACGUUCAAAUAAAGAAAAAUCCCAACAAAAAUUUAUAUUACCAUUAGGUGAAAGAGUGGUCCAAAACGUGUGCAAUAACGGGAAAAUGAAAUACAAAACAAUGCUGUUAUAUUUUUUAAUUAUUUGUGCGACAGAAUUUUUAAUUGUGAAUUAUGGCAGCUAUGCUGCGGGCAUAAUAAACAUAACAACAACAAAAAAUGACGCUGAUAUAGCCAUAGGACCGGUGAAGUCACAUACAACCUACGAAACAACAAAUUAUGAUACACCAACAACAAUAUUAAAGGCAGAAACAGCGAUGGAAAAUGUGUUAAGCAUAAUAAAAGGGCAAAAGCCGUCAACCACAGAAACUUCGGCGCGCAAAGUAGCCAAAGCAACCACCUCCAACCCCAGCACCCUUGUACAAAAACAAGCUGCUGAAAUCGCGCUAAGCUCAUUGACCCGCGAAGCGCGUACUUUGCGCCGGUUAUUUCCACUUUUACGUAAUGCCACAGCUGCACCGGGUCUCUUCGGCGACAAUGGAUUGCUGCCUCUGCUCUUGACCAAUUUACUAUCUAACGAUAAUGUUGGUGUAAUUGCGGCGGGUUUAAUAAGUGCUUUACGCGAUAGGGUGACAACAACAGCAGCAACUACAGCUGCAGCAACAGGAACAACGCCAGUAAAUAAUACAACCAAUAAUUUUUAUAGCACUCCAAAUUAUCCUUAUUAUUAUGGCGGACAAAACUAUUAUGCGCCUUAUGGUUACUAUUAUGGCUAAUUCGGUUAUAUUUUGAUUGUAUCAAUAAAAGUUUUCCGCUCAAACAUUCUU